Musa acuminata AAA Group (dessert banana) is the source of this 548-nucleotide messenger RNA. RefSeq names its product vacuolar protein sorting-associated protein 41 homolog. Lineage: Eukaryota; Viridiplantae; Streptophyta; Magnoliopsida; Zingiberales; Musaceae. The record is from RefSeq and is a predicted model, not a curated record. Gene Ontology annotation, cellular component: HOPS complex; late endosome. The coding region runs from base 185 to 529 and encodes 114 amino acids. Gene Ontology annotation, biological process: cellular response to starvation; endosomal vesicle fusion; protein targeting to vacuole. The transcript has 2 exons.
CUCAAAAGGCAAGGGAGGGAGGGACCGAGAGAGAGAGAGAGAGAGAGAGAGAGAGAGGGAGAGAUUUCCGUUUGUUAACUUUGCCUACAGGAAUCGCUCGACGCUUCGAACCGACCAACGAAUCAUCCGAAGAGAAGAGACGAGAAGAAAGGAGAGGAUUGCGAUCGGAUUUCGCUGUGGAGGUAUGGCGUCGGACGACCCCUUGGACAACGGCAUCGACGGGGACGACGAGAGGAAGGAAGACGACGACGCCGAGGAAGAGCCGAGGCUCAAGUAUCAGAGGCUGGUAGGCAGCGUGCCCUCCCUCCUCUCCAAUGACGCCACGGCCUCCAUCGCCGUCGCCGAGCGUAUGAUCGCUCUCGGCACCCAUGACGGCACCGUCCAUAUCCUCGAUUUCCAGGGCAAUCAGGGCCUUGUCGGUCUGUGUUUUCUGCAAUACAUGGUUCAUCGCCCUGAAGCAUCAGCACCUGUGGGUGUGUCCAAGAGGGGCCCAGGUGGCCAUAGGUGGUUGAGCAAGGUAGCUCAGUAGAAAGGUGGAAGCUAUUUGA